Vanrija pseudolonga is the source of this 2439-nucleotide messenger RNA. RefSeq names its product Laccase-2. The coding region runs from base 1 to 2439 and encodes 812 amino acids. Gene Ontology annotation, molecular function: copper ion binding; oxidoreductase activity. The transcript is spliced from 3 exons. The record is from RefSeq and is a predicted model, not a curated record. Lineage: Eukaryota; Fungi; Basidiomycota; Tremellomycetes; Trichosporonales; Trichosporonaceae.
AUGCGGCCCACUCGUCUCGCGCUCGCGGCAGCGCUGGCGCUUCUCUCGGGCGCGCCAGCGUCCGCCUCGGUAGUCGACAAGCGGUGGUGCUUCCUCUGGAUCUUUGGCGAUACGUGCGGGGCUAGCAGCAGCAGUACGUCGUCGUCGCUGCCGCCGGCCGCUACGACCUCGGUCGCACCCAGUUCGCUGUCCAUGCCGCCCACCUCGGCGACUUCGAUCUCGACGUCGUCAGCCUCGGCGACCUCGAUCUCGGCGUCAGCCUUGGCGACCGCGCCCUCCUCCCCCUCUCCCCCCGCACCCGUCUCGGCAUCCUCAUCGGCCUCAUCCCCUCCACCCUCGUUGACCCCCACCCCCUCGACCACCCCCUCACCCACCGCCUCCGGCCUCGUGGCCGGCGUCAACUCCGUCCCGACCUCGGGCACGUUCUACUCCGCGGCCCUGCCGACACCUAUCGGCCCGCUGUCCAUCCCGCCCAUCGGCUCCUUCUUCAGCUACUCGCAGCCUCCUAUCCCAGCGCAGACAGCAUCCGCCGACCCAGCAAGCUUCACGUGCACCGGCGCCGACGCCGCAAGCAUCAACCAGCCGCCCCAGGUACGCAACUACGACUUUGUGAUCCAGUACUCUGGCGGCUCGCCGGACGGGUUUUCCCGCCGCAUCAUCACGAUCAACAACCAGUUUCCUGGGCCGAAGAUUGAAGCAAACCAGGGCGACACGCUCGUCAUCAAGGUGACCAACACACUCGACAUCCCCCAGUCGAUCCACUGGCACGGCAUGCGCCAGAACGGGAGUAACCACUUUGACGGUGCGCCAGGCAUCCACCAGUGCCCUAUCCGCCCAGGCGCCAGCUUCACCUACACGUUCAAGCUCGACUCGGAGGUCGGCACGUACUGGUACCACUCGCACUAUGGCAACACGAUGGCUGACGGUCUCGUCGGCGCGCUCAUCGUGCAUUCGCGCGACGAUCCGCUCAAGCUUGGACAGCAGUACGACGAGGACAGGAUCCUGUACCUCUCCGACUGGAUGGACGACCAGAGCCUGGUGAUUGACAAGGGUGUGUCCAACCUCUUCUCGGGGUAUCGCGGGCUGCCCAUCGUGCUCGCGCCGGACGCGAUACUCGUCAACGGUGUGGGGCAGGUCAACUGCGGCUAUGUGCAAAAGGGGGUGCAGUGCGGCCAGAAGCGCGCGAGCGAGGUGUACGGUGCGGCGGGGAGGCGUAUCCGCUUCCGGCUCAUCAACACUGGCUCGCACGCCAUGAUCCGCUUCUCCAUCGACAACCACGUCUUGACCGUCAUCGAGGCGGACGACACUGCGAUCCAGCCGGUACAGGUGAACGAGGUGCCGGUCGCCACGGCGCAGCGGUACUCGGUCGUCGUGACGCUCAACCAGGGCCAGGCGGGGUCGAGCUUCUGGAUCCGCGCCCGCGCCGCCAUGUUCUGCAUCAACCCGCUGGCCACGGUCAUCGGGUACGGUGUGAUUCGAUACACGGAUGCAGCCGGGGGUGGCGCCGAUAGUGGUGUCCCACCGUCCAACCCAUGGCCCAACCUCGAAAACAUCAACCGAGGAGCAUGCCGCGACCUCGAUGACAAGGUGCCACUCGUUCCCCUGGUACCCGAGAACCCGCCGGCCAAGACGACCACGUUCACGUGGAACUCGCUGUUCGGGGUGUUUAUCGACCGGGCGAGGUGGACGCCGUAUGUCGGCUUUGGGAUGAACUCGGUCGCGUUCACAAAUUACAUCAACAACCCUCUCCUCGCGCAGAUCCGGGCUGGACGAACCCUGUCGUCUUUGAAUGUGGCAUCCGCGACCUUCAACUCACCCGGGGCCGUCGACUUUAUCAUCAACGUGCUUGACCCGCCACCCCUAUCCCACCCGUUCCACCUCCACGGACGGCCAUUCUACAUCCUCGCUCGUGGCGACGGUGCGCUCAGCUCGUUCUCGCUGGCUUCCACCAAGCUCAGCACCAAUAACCCGCUCCGACGAGACGUGCUCACAAUUCCGCACUUCUCCUGGGCCGUCAUUCGGGUGCCGCUCGACGACCCGGGCGUGUGGCCCCUGCACUGCCAUAUCGGAUGGCACUUGGCUGUCGGCAAGCUCGCCGCGGUCGUCGUCCGGCCAGAUGACAUUCGGAAGCAGGCUCCCCCGCAGGCUUGGAGCGACUUGUGUUCUGGGCUUGACCAGAAUGAGAUCGGUCCCGCGAGGCGCGACAACUGGUCACCGCCACAGGCGCGCGGGAGCCACUGGGAAGGCUACGACAAGCGCGACGCUGGCGAAGGGCACUGGGAGCAGCAUGUCGCCUUCAUGAAGGGGCUUUACGGCAACCUCACACUGCAUGCGCAGGCGCUGCAGAAUGAGGAGGAGCGGGGGACGUUCUUUGAUAGUUGGAUGGCGCGACGUGUCGAGGAGAGGGUCGUCGAGGAGAGGCUCACUUCGGUCGAGUAG